This is a messenger RNA of Lactuca sativa (garden lettuce), 441 nucleotides long. RefSeq names its product centromere protein X. Gene Ontology annotation, cellular component: FANCM-MHF complex. Lineage: Eukaryota; Viridiplantae; Streptophyta; Magnoliopsida; Asterales; Asteraceae. Gene Ontology annotation, biological process: DNA repair; replication fork processing; kinetochore assembly. The record is from RefSeq and is a predicted model, not a curated record.
AAUUGUUUGGUUGAAUUAUCAUCGUUCAUCUUUUCCACCAUGGAGAACAAUUUUGAUCAGGAUUUGAUUUACGCAAUUUUCAAAAUGGUGUGGAGCAAGAAAGCAAUCGAGCGGGAGAAGAACGUAGACGGCGAGACUUCCAAGGGUGAGGAAGGAGCUGGAUCAUCCAAGAAAAACCGACCUACUUCUGCCAAUUCAAAUGCUGUGAAGCUGAGCUGUGAAAAACUUCGACUCUUUGUUUCAGAAGCAGUUCAUCGAGCUGCUACUAUUGCAGAAGCUGAAGGCAGAAACAAAAUUGAAGCAACUCAUCUGGAAAGGAUACUUCCUCAAUUACUUUUGGAUUUCUAAGGUACUAUAGUAGGUAGGACAAGUAGAUAUUAAUAUGACUCCAGUAUUUGUUUCUUUAACACUUUAUGAAUGCAAGUUAAUGAAUUUACCAUA